This is a messenger RNA of Lolium rigidum, 16389 nucleotides long. RefSeq names its product midasin. The record is from RefSeq and is a predicted model, not a curated record. Gene Ontology annotation, biological process: ribosomal large subunit assembly; rRNA processing. Gene Ontology annotation, molecular function: ATP binding; ATP hydrolysis activity. The transcript is spliced from 66 exons. Gene Ontology annotation, cellular component: nucleus; preribosome, large subunit precursor. Bases 1 to 16152 code for a protein of 5383 amino acids. NCBI's taxonomy places the organism in Eukaryota, Viridiplantae, Streptophyta, Magnoliopsida, Poales, Poaceae.
AUGUCGCUCGACCGGAGCUUCUCCACCUCCGCAGCGCUCUCGCGCCUCCUAGCUCGCUGCCCCGCGCUCGCCGCCGACUCGCGCCUGCUCGCCCUCGCGUCCGCGCCAGCCGCGCCCGCCGCCGACGACGUCGCCGCCGCGCUUGCCGAGCCGCUACUCCACCCGCGAUACACCCUCCCCAUCAUCGGCUGCUUCCUCCCGCUCGCGCCCGUACUCCUCGAACGCGCCUCCGCGCUCCUCCGCACCGCUGGAACCGCCCUCCUUGUCGACAGCACCGCCAGCCAGGAGGAGGCCGGGGAGGGGGAUACCCGCGUCGUCGAGUUCUACCUCUCCAGGGGUAGGGGCUUGCGGCUGCACGAGCUCGCCUGCCUCGCGCUCUCCCGCGCCCUCGACCUCGCCCCCUACUUGCUCCGAUAUGUAUUAAACUACUUCAAGUUUUCUCCACCACCAUUCCAAAGACUUGUGUGCACAGGUGUUCCAUCAACGAUUCCUACCAAGGGACUACAUCUCUUCCUUGAUGCCACACGAGUAUCAUAUCGCUUUCUAGAAUUGGAACCCAGAGUAUUUUGUGAGCAAUGGGACUGGUCUUGCUUCUUAGACCUUGUAGAUACUACAGCUGAUUACCUUUUACCUGAUGACCCACUUUACAGUGUUGGGUUAGACUUUAGAUGGUGUUCAAUACAAAUACUCAUGGUGGUUCUCAAAGCAAGUGAUAGGGGUAUUGCAAGUUUUGGUCUCCACGCAGAUGCUGCAUUUACAUGUCUACUGAGAUGGAAGGAGUAUUGCAUGGAUACUUCCUUAGAGAAAGCCUCUUUAUAUCUGCAAACUCAAGAGACCAAUUCUAACAUUGAUGUCACUUAUUUGGCUGAUACCUUGUCGGAUUGGCCAGCGGUUACAAUGGGGAAGGAGCAUACCAUUGGAAGUUCGUUUGUGCUCACUGCCACAAUGAGGAAGAGUUAUGAGGUAGCUCUGGUGGCAGUUAGCCAGAGGUGGCCCGUGCUUCUCUAUGGUCCUGUUGGAGCAGGAAAAACUGCAUUGAUUAACAAAUUGGCACAGAAUCGUGGAAAUCGAGUGCUUUUUAUCCACAUGGACGAGCAAAUGGAUGGCAGGACCUUAAUAGGAAGUUACAUAUGCACGGAAGUACCUGGAGAAUUCAAGUGGGCCCCUGGUUCUCUCACACAGGCCAUUGUGAAAGGAUUUUGGAUUGUGUUUGAAGACAUCGACAAGGCACCCACUGAUGUGCAGUCAGUCUUACUGCCUUUAUUGGAAGGUUCAAGCUCUUUCUCGAUUGGGCACGCAGAGGUAGUUGAAGUUGCUGAGAGCUUCCGUUUAUUUGCUACAGUCACCACAUCAAAGCAUGAUGUUUCACAUGCCCUGGAAGGAAGAUUAACCUAUAGUGCACUGUGGAGAAAAGUGAUGCUGGGAGAACCUAACCGGGAAGACAUGAUUAAUAUAGUUAAUGGAUGCUACCCAAGCUUGGAGCCCAUCUCCUCUAAGCUCAUAGAUACCUUUGAAAAGGUCAACUCUCUGGUUUCUUAUCAGUUUGGUGGGCUUAACUUAGCUGGAGGUUUAUCUGAUGGCAUUCUGCACAGAUUUUCAUUAAGGGACCUGCUCAAAUGGUGCAAGAGAAUAGCGGGCGUUGAUCUCAGCUUUGAGGGCCUGGGAUUUGCAUCUAGUGACUGUAAAUUCAUAUACAACGAGGCUGCUGAUAUUUUUGCUGCUUCUCUAUCAUCUCCGGAGAAAAGGCUAUAUGUAGCAAGAGAAAUUGCUAGAAUAUUAGGUGUUCCUCAUCUAGCAGAAACCAUGCAACCUACAGACAAGCCCAUUAUCCAGGCUCGACACACUGACUUGCAAGUUGGCAGAGUUACGCUGCAGUGCGUUGUCAAACCGGCGUUGAUUCAAAAGGGGCCUUUUGCUGAUAUUCGCCAUGCAUUAGAAGUUCUUGAGAGGGUUGCAUGUUCAAUAAAGUUUAAUGAGCCUGUUCUUCUUGUUGGUGAAACUGGGACGGGGAAGACUACACUUGUGCAAAAUCUUGCUACUUGGCUUAAACGGCCAUUGACUGUGGUGAACUUAAGCCAGCAAAGUGAUAUAUCGGAUCUCCUCGGUGGGUUUAAGCCGACAGAUGCUCGGUCAAUAUGCUAUCCUCUUUAUGUGGAGUUCAAGGAUCUUUUUUGUCGAAGUUUUUCUGUGAAGGAAAAUCAAGCUGUAUUACGUAAAUAUGAUUCGUAUGUAAUGGAGAAGAAUUGGAUGAAGGUACUACGUAGUUUGGCAAAAUGUGCUGGCGGAAUUCAGCAGCUACUUGAAGGAAGUUCCAAGGUCAGCGUUGGUUUAAAGAGAAAAAGGCAGCUGCCUUCCCAAGACAAAGUUCAGCAGCUAGUUGAAGAUAGUUACAAAGUCAGCGUCGGUUCCAAGAGGAAGAGGCAGCUGCCUUCCCAAGUUAUAUCUGACUGGAGCUCCCUUUCUUCCAGGCUAAAUGCUGCUUAUACCCAAAUUGGUUCAGCCGCUGGCAUGUCGUUUCAGUUUGUGGAGGGUGCUUUUGUCUCAGCUAUAAGAAACGGUGAUUGGAUUUUGCUUGAUGAAGUUAACCUUGCACCUCCAGAGACUCUCCAAAGAAUCGGUGCAGUACUGGAUGGAGAGAUGGGCACAUUGUGCCUGGCCGAAAGGGGUGAUGUGGAUUAUAUUGAACGCCAUCCUAGCUUCCGUAUGUUUGCUUGUAUGAAUCCAGCAACUGAUGCUGGGAAAAGAGAGUUGCCAUACACGUUUAGGAGCAGAUUUACAGAAUGCUUUGUUGAUGAUCUUAUGGAUGACGACGAUCUCCGUCUUUUUGUCAGUAAGUAUCUGGAUGGUCUGCAUGCUGCUAAAGGAGUUAUAGAUAACAUUGUUCGUUUUUAUAAAGCAGCAAAAAAGGAAGCUGAAGAGAAGCUGCAGGAUGGAGCUAAUCAGAAGCCCCAAUUUACUCUGAGAUCUCUUUCUCGUGCACUAGGUUAUGUAAAAACCGCAGAGAAAAUAUUUGGCUUCAGGAAAUCUCUUUAUGAUGGCUUCUGUAUGUUCUUUCUUACAAUGCUGGAUGUCCCUAGUGCAAAAAUCAUUAAAAACUUAAUAGUAUCUCUUUUAUUAAAUGGAAGAGUGCCACCAAGCAUUUCUUUUGCUGAUUACUUUGUAGAAAAAUCUAAGCAACUGGAUGUUUCGGAAACAGAUGAUUUUUUGUGCAGCUAUGUGUUAACCAGCAGUGUUACUGAGCACAUAGUUAACCUUGCCCGUGCUGUUUACAUAAAAAAAUAUCCUGUACUCCUCCAAGGUCCAACAUCAAGUGGCAAAACUAGCCUGGUGAGGUAUCUUGCUGCAAAAACUGGCCAUGAAUUUGUCCGCAUCAACAAUCAUGAGCAUACUGAUCUUCAAGAAUAUCUUGGUACGUAUGUCACCGACAGUCAUGGGAAGCUUCAGUUUCAGGAGGGUGCUUUGGUGAAGGCUGUUCGUGAGGGGCAUUGGAUAGUGUUGGAUGAGCUAAAUCUUGCACCUUCAGAUGUCUUGGAAGCUUUAAAUAGGCUGUUAGAUGACAACAGGGAGCUGUUUGUUCCAGAGCUUCAAGAGACUGUUCCUGCUCAUCCUGACUUUAUGCUUUUUGCUACUCAAAACCCACCUGUGCUUUAUGGGGGACGUAAAAUGCUGUCUAGAGCAUUCCGCAACCGUUUCAUUGAAGUGCAUGUUGAUGAAAUCCCAGAAGAUGAGCUAAUCACAAUUUUGGAGCAGCGGUGUACAGUUGCUCGCAGUUAUGCCACAAAAAUGGUUCAAGUUAUGAAAGACUUGCAAACACAUAGACAAAGCAGUAGAGUGUUUGCUGGCAGACAUGGUUUCAUUACGGCGCGAGAUUUGUUCCGUUGGGCCAAUCGGUACCGAGCAUUCGAGGGGAAGUCAUAUGAAGAUCUGGCUAAGGAUGGCUAUUUACUUCUUGCGGAGAGAUUAAGGGAUGACAAUGAGAAAGUUGUUGUUCAAGAAGCUUUGGAACGCCAACUACGUGUUAAACUCAACAUCCCUGAUUUAUAUAACUCGGAGGGCAUCUAUGGCUAUAACUUAUCUCGUCAUGCUAUAAGACAGAGAGUACAAGAAAGCUUUGGAAAUAUCACUUGGACAAAAAGUAUGUGGAGGCUGUACUUCCUUAUCGAGCGCUGUUACAGGUCACGAGAGCCUGUCCUCCUUGUUGGUGAAACAGGCGGUGGGAAGACAACAGUUUGCCAGGUCCUAAGUGCUGUUCUUGGAGUAAAGUUACAUAUUCUGAACUGCCAUCAGUAUACUGAGACUUCAGACUUCAUUGGGGGAUUUUGUCCUAUACGUGAUAGGUCGAGAAUAGCCCUCGAGUUUAAACAUCUUAUUUCAAGAAUGAUGGAAAUGAAAAUUUUCAUUCAUAUUGCAGGAGAUGUGACACUUCCCUCUGAUAUAUCUGGAGCUGCUAGUGUCAUAAAUCAUAUAAAUGGAAUACUUGAUAGAUACCGAAAAGAAAAGGAACUAUUUCCAGACGUGCAACCUCAAGAGCUUAAUGACAUGGACGAAAUUAAGUUGAAAUUGAUGCAUCUCCACCAGAAUUGGCAGACAAUUUUUCUUUGGCAGGAUGGGCCACUUGUGCAAGCAAUGAAGAAUGGAGAUCUUUUCCUUAUUGACGAAAUUUCUUUGGCUGAUGACAGUGUACUUGAACGAUUGAACAGUGUUUUGGAACCUGAAAGAAAAUUGUCACUGGCUGAGAAAGGAGGUUCUGAGCUAGAGACGAUUGUGGCACAUCCAAACUUUUUUAUUCUUGCAACAAUGAAUCCAGGUGGUGACUAUGGGAAAAAAGAGCUUUCUCCGGCACUAAGAAAUCGAUUCACAGAACUCUGGGUUCCUGCUGUCACAGAUGUUGAUGAACUUAAGAGCAUAGCUAUAGAUAAGUUCAGCAAAGCCGAGCUCUCUUGCUUUGGAGAUUGCAUCGUUAAUUUCUGGAAGUGGUUUAACCAAUUGCAGACCGGAAGAAUUCUCACCAUACGAGAUCUUUUAUCCUGGAUUUCAUUUAUCAAUGUGACAGAGAGAAUUCUUGGACCAGAGCAAGCUUUAAUACAUGGUCUGUUCCUUACAUUGCUUGAUGGGCUCGCAUUGGGAAUGAAUUUUUCUAAAUCUGAGGCUACAGAGUUAAGAAGGACUUGCCUGUCUUUGCUUCUAGAAGAGCUGCAGAAGGUUGAGGGGAAGCCAUUGAACUCGGACUUGAAUGAUCUAAAGAAUUAUGGGUGGGGUGAUGGUAUAAGAGAAGUUUAUAUUGAUUAUAAUCAUACAGAUCAGUUUGGCAUUGCACCCUUUUAUAUUCCUAAAGGUCAGUUGGUGUGUGAGCAGGAGGGGUUUGAAUUCACGGCACCUACUCCCAGUAAGAAUGUUUUGCGGGUAUUGCGUGCCAUGCAACUACCAAAACCUCUUCUGUUAGAAGGUAGCCCUGGAGUUGGAAAAACAAGCUUAAUUGUGUCAUUAGCUAAAUAUUCUGGUCAUAAAGUUGUACGAAUAAACCUAUCGGAGCAGACAGAUAUGAUGGAUCUUUUAGGUUCAGAUUUGCCAGCUGAAGGGGAGAAUGGAAUAGAAUUUGCCUGGUCCGAUGGUAUUCUUCUUCAGGCUUUAAAGAAUGGAAGUUGGGUUUUGUUGGAUGAAAUCAAUCUGGCUUCCCAAUCUGUUCUAGAAGGUCUCAAUGCCAUUUUAGACCACCGGGCAGAGGUAUAUAUACCUGAGCUUGGUCAAACUUACAAAUGUCCACCGUCGUUUCGUAUCUUUGCGUGCCAGAAUCCGUCAUCGCAGGGUGGUGGGCGGAAAGGCCUCCCCAAGUCCUUCCUGAACCGCUUCACCAAGGUUUAUGCUGAUGAAUUAAAUGAAGAAGAUUACUUUUCCAUAUGUAAAUCACUAUAUCCGUUACUCAGUGAAGAUAUCCUCAGAAAUCUGAUUCACUUUAACAAUAGGCUCUUCAUGGAUACCAUGAUACAUCGAAAGUAUGGCCAAGAAGGUUCUCCUUGGGAAUUUAAUCUACGUGAUAUUACUAGGUCUUGUGAGAUCAUAGCACGUUCCCCAGACACUUCAAAGAAUGACUGCUUCUUAAAUACUGUCUACCUUCAGCGAAUGCGAACUGCAACUGACCGCGAUGAAGUUCUCAAGCUCUUUGAAGAAGUGUUUCAAAUAAAGCCCAGCAUUCUUCAGUCGAAAAAGCUCCAUGUCAAUGCUCAUUGCUUAGCUGUUGGAAGUGCGUCUGUUAGAAGAAAUAACUUCCGGUCAUAUGAAGUUCACAGUAACCAACUGAACAUACUUCCUAGUAUUCUUCAUAGCCUUGAAGCUGCUAUCCACUGUAUCCAUCAAGGUUGGUUGUGCAUUCUUGUUGGACAGCACUCAUCUGGAAAAACUUCAUUGAUCCGCUUGCUUGCUCAGCUGUCUGGCAAUACAUUGCAUGAAUUGAAUUUGUCAUCGGCAACCGACGUGUCAGAAUUGCUGGGAUGUUUUGAACAGUAUAACUUCUUUAGGCACUAUAAAGAGGUCAUAUCAAAAGUUGAGCGGUAUGUUGACGAAUAUUUCAGCCUGAGUAUGGAUAUACGCUGGAAGGAGCUCAUUAUGAACAGGAAGGCUUUGUUUGUGAAAUGGUUUGAAUUUGUGGUUGCUAAGAAGUACUCUUCAAUUCGUACUUCCACAUUUAUUGAGAUGAGCAGGAGUGCAUCUUUGCCACCAUUGAGCUUGGUUACUGACAUAGUUGAGCAAAUGAAGUGUGAUCUGGAAAUGUUUGACUUGCCUAUAUCAUUGACCAAACAUGAGCUGACUGAAACACUGAAGUCCAUCUACAGCUUGCAGCAGAAAGAAAACAUAAACCAGCGAGUUAAGUUCGAAUGGGUUGCUGGGGAUUUGAUCAGGGCCAUUGAAUGCGGUGAAUGGGUUGUUCUGGACAAUGCAAAUUUGUGUAACCCUACUGUGCUUGAUAGGAUAAAUUCUUUGGUUGAGAAAGAAAGGUCCAUUGUAGUCAAUGAAUGUGGUCUUGUAGAUGGGAAUCCUGUAGUUCUCGAGGCCCAUCCUAAGUUCCGGAUGUUUCUGACAGUUAAUGCAAAGUAUGGUGAAGUUUCAAGAGCCAUGCGAAACAGAGGAGUGGAGAUCUUUCUGAUGGAGCAAAGUUUGUGCUUGGAUAGAUGCCCCUAUGUCCCUGCGGAUAGUGAGAGGAAGGACGUGAUAAGGUUUUUAAUUUCUUGUGGUAUACCAAGAAUGGAAUUGAUUUCGUCAAUGACUGAAGCACACUUAUAUGCAAAAGCUGCUGGCUUACGUCUUGGGAUAAGUAUCACCCUUCUCGAGAUCACACGAUGGGUUCAACUGUUCCAACAACUUCUUAUUAAAGGAAACCAGCUCCUUUGGAGCCUUCAUCUAAGUUGGGAACACACUUACCUACCGUCGUUGGGUCAAGUUAAUGGAUCUGAUGUUGUAAAGGAGGGAAUAUUAAGGUUUUUGACUAAUUUUAAUGGUUCAGCUGGUUCGCAUUAUGGGUUUUCAUUGUCCUUGCCUGGUGGUUGGCCGAUUGAACACAAACUAAGGGACUUCAUUUGGUACUCAAAAGAAUCAUGUGUUCAAAGAAAUUGCAUGUAUUUACAAUCAUUCGGUGCCAAAUAUGCUGCUUAUCAAAUAAGCAACUUUGAAGGUAGUUCAUCGUUACUGGGACCGAUUAGUAAUAUCCACCCAUCUGUUCUUCCUGCCUCAAGCUUAUCUGCACUGCAAUUUCCAACUUUGCCCAUUCAACAUUUUGUUAAGACUCCUGUAGCUGGGGUAUUCAAUUCAGAAUUAGCUGAUCAGAUGCUUUUCAUAGCUGCAAACUGGGUAAUAGAGCAAUCUACGGAAAGCGAUCUUGAAUUGUAUGGCAUAUGGUUUAAGUGGUAUGAUUGCCUGCUCCAGCCGUACUGCAGCUUCUUUGGAGACUUUGCUAAUAUUCAUAAGCAAUUAAGUGAGCAUCCUAUUUGGCAGAGCAUCCUUGAAUGCUACAGAGAAAUUAUUGCUUAUCACAAGGUUGAUGUCGUUGCUCAUCCUAUUCCGUUGCUGUCGAUGAAAUUGUUAGAUAUGUCAGGUUGUGACACACUUAAAGCUUGCCAAAAACGGCUUCGUAGCGCUCUGAAUGGUUUGAGCUUGCUGUGGCUUACAUUACAGCAAUGGCAAUCUGAGACAACUUUUCCUGAUUAUGGUGUUCUAAAAGCCACUCUAUUGCCGGCAUUGAAGUCCCUCAAAUGCUUGGAGGACGAGGUACUCAAAAUGAUUGUGAAAUCCCGGAAGGUGCAGCAGAUAUACACCCGUCUCCUGGAUUAUCACAAGUCAAUAUGGAAGAUGAUAGUUUCAUCUCAAUUUGAGGGCCUACCAGUUGUUUGGAAUCUUUUGAGGACAGAAAUACUUAAGCUGCAACCAAUACUGCCAAUAGAAGUUGGUGUGUUUUUGAUGGAAAGCGUUAAUCUAAACAAUGUGCAAGAUUUCAAUUUACAAUAUAGCAAACCAACUUUGUGGGUGCAUGGUGGUCAUCCUCUUGUACCAUCAUCUGGCAGCGUCUUCUGCAAAAUUCGAGAAAUUGUAGCAUUUUUUGCAGUUGUUUGGCCAAGGAAGAAUCUUUCAAAGAAACAUCUUGAUGAUAAAGAACAAACAAUUGAUGCCAUGGUGUCAGCCAAUCAGGAUCUUAGACGCCUUGCAUUGGAAGGUCUUGGUAUCGCUUUUCACGCUGCAACUGAUUCUAAGGAAGAGGACUGUGAAGCUGUGGCCCGGUUGGAUGAAAUUCACAAGAUGCUCGUUGAAAAGGUUGACUUUGAAAGGAACAAUCUUGGAUUAUUGUCAAAGACUUCAACUUCUGAAACAAAAAUCUGUUGCUCAGUCUCAUCCAGUAUAUGUAAAACUAAUGGUUUCAGUGGUUGGUUAGCGAGUCUUCCUUUGCUCAACUUGAAGAGCUUGAACUUGGAUACUGCUUUACUUCAAUGCCUAUCCAAGUGCACACAACUAGAUUGUUCUGAAAUCCAUCAGAUCAUUGCGAACUCAGAAGCCCUUCUUAAGUAUGCUAUGGACUACUCAUUGGAGUUAUCGUCAAGGUCUCCUUUGGACUUUGCUCAACAUCAGAUUGUUCGUUGGAUUUAUCAUGCCUGGGCCACAGUUGAUAAUGUCCAUGUAAAAGUUACUAGUUCACUUCUUGAAAUGUGGUACAACUAUCACACGUCUUUGUGGACUUACUGCUCUGGAAGUCCAAAGGCACUGCUCCCUAUUACACAUGAUGAAACCUGUGAUCUAGCACACCUGACAAAAAUGGAUGCCAUCAAUACUAUUAUCCAAGAUGAUUUAUGUGUGAUGGAUUAUCAGAAGAACUGCUUGAUGCUUAGAAUUUCAUCUAGAAACCUUUGGGAAGGUGUCUCUGAUGCGGGAAACUUAGUUAGCGGUCUUUAUUCCUCUGCUGAUUCACUCUUUAAACAGAUCAUAUUUGUCCAUAAGAAGCAUUUCAAGCCAGAAGAGUAUAAGCAGCUAGAGUACAUCCUCUUUGAAAAGUCGGCACAUUGUCUAGAGGAGCAAGGCCUACAAACUGCUUGUGCACUGCUAUCUUCUUCAAGUCAUGGAGUACUGGCUUCACUCUCAGGGCCAGAUAAACUCGUGGGGUCAAUUCUUCUGGAGUUGUACUCAUUGCACUCACAUGACUCCUUAUUGCAUCUCGGGGCUGCUUGGGUGUAUAUUGGCCAGUUGCGGUUCCAGUUAUUGUUGAGCUCAUACAAUCCAGAUCCUACAUUCAUAUCUGCUUUUAUGCAUUCUCAGAUUCUGGAAAAGAUUUCGUUCCUUGAUCUCAAGGGACAGGUACGCCGUGAAUGUGAAGAAUUGGCUGGCUCAAGCUCAGUAGAAGAUGGUCAUGCUCAACAGUUAAUACAAGAGCUGAAAACUAAAGAGAAGAACAUCCGGUCAAAGGUUGUAUUUCGGCCUCAACAGUCUAAGCACAAGAGUUUGAUUGCAGCGUGCUCUGAGUUUGAGGAACGGUUGUCUGACUGCAAGGAUCUAUUAUUUCAUUUAGACUGCAAAGGAGCUGGGCAAUUGGAGUUUGAUAGAAUCUUCAAUUGGCAGAUAACAUCAGGAAACUUUGUCAAGAGGCUAACAGAAGAGUAUGGGGAAUAUGUUGAUUUGAUUCAACCAGUGCAAGUCGCAGUAUACGAAAUGAAACUUGGCUUGGCAAUUGCUCUAUCCGGUUCACUUGAGAGAGAAUAUUUGAAGAAGGUCAAAGAAGAUGAUAUCGAAAGGGUUCUGGGUGCAGUUUUUGCCUUUAUGCAGUUUCCCUAUGGAUCUGUUGCUGGAAUGGCCUUAGUGGGCAUUCCAGAUUUAACAAAUUAUUCAAUGGGUGAUCAGUUGGAAACUCAAUACAGUGAGUUUGCUGAUGUACACAUAAUGGAGAAGUUAUCUCGUGCGUCAAGUCAGUUAGAAGUUGGUGAAGUUGCAGACAAAGUGAGAUCCCAUUCUCAGAUGCUAGUAUCAUUUCAUCAUGUUUCUUUAGUACGAACAACGUACCGUGUCUGUCAUUCCCUUAUCAUGGAUAAAACUUCUUAUCUGUCUUUGAAGGAGAUCUUCGACUAUUUUAAAAGCAUGUGGAUCGAUAUGAAGUCUAGUGUGAAGGCUAGGGAAAUUGAUGAUUCUCAAUAUUACAAGUUCAGGUCCCGUAUCAUUGAUAUAGAGGACAUUUUUAAAGGAGAUGUGCCUUCACUUUCAGAAAUGGACUCUGCUGGUCUAGAUAAUGAAGAAAAAUUAGAGCUUGAGUUUUUCAAAAUUACGGAGAGAAGUGACAUGGAUGAUGGUUUUGUUGAAGACAAAUGGGAUCUUGUUCCAGAGUCUGCUUUGAAAUGUAUUAUAUUCACACAUAACCAAUUGUUUGGAUCCCCUGACCUUAUUGAAAAGCCUGAAAAAUUCCAAAUAAGUGAUCAGCAGAAACUUCAGUCUUUCGUAGACUCCUACGAUUUUGGUGCAAGAAUACUGAAAGGCCUGCCUGAAUUGACGUCUUCAAAACUUGAUGAGAAGCUCAUGCCUGAGCAUUUACUUCGUGUUUGUCUGGAAUAUCCACGAACUUGUGCAGCCGCUCUUGACAGCAAUAGUUAUAACGCUUACAAGGAUCCAAAUCCUCCUGUGCUGUUCAAAAUGGUUGAGCCACUAACUGCACUUCAAGAGAAUAUCAGGUCCUUUCUAGAUGAGUGGCCCGAUCAUCCAGGCCUACUGAAAAUAUUGGAGAUAAUUGCUUCCCUUCUGGCAAUGCCCCUGAGCACCCCAGUUUCAAAGGCCUUACUUGGAUUGCAACUGUUGGCCGGGAAAGCUCAAACAUUGCAGGAAAAUGACUCCAAGUUCUUUCUAAAAGAUAAUCUUCCACCAAUAUUUAUGCUUCUGUCUUCAAUGCAAAGGCUUGAGUUAGAAUGUUGGCCUAUACUGCUUGAAGAUGUCCAGGGAAAAUAUGAAACUAAUGCUGCAAAGCUAUGGUUUCCGUUACGAGCCUUGCUUUCUCAGUCUUGUGACAUUCCAAGGAAUGACGAUUCAUCUAUAAUCAAGAGCGUCGAGGAGUUUGUUCAAACGUCAAAUGUUGGAGAAUUCAAGACACGCUUGCAUCUCCUCCUUGCAUUCCAUGGUGAAUUUUCUGAUGGUGCUAGUGUGGGUGUUUAUUUAAGUACUCCUGUGAAGAAAAUCCAGAACAUUCUGUACAACGUGUUUGGUUACUACAUGCAGUUUUUGUCACUUGUUUGUCGGCAAAUCGAGGCUGGUAAAGAAUCAAUUGAAAAGGAGUUGAAAGAUCAGGUCAAGCUUUAUCGAUGGGAGCAAGAUCCAUACACUCUUGCUUCAAUUGAUAAUUUCAAGAGGACGAGGCACAAAAUAUUUAAACUUCUGCAACGGUUCAAUGAUAUUUUGCAAAAACCUUUCAUUGCCCUACUGAAUGAAGAGGCUACAUCAAGAAAAGUCCCAACUUGGCUUGAUCCUGAGAUACCAGAAUCACAGUUUCCUGUUGACACAGAGAAACUUAGAGAAAGGUUUUUGUGGUAUAGCAAAUGGAAAAGUCAUGCUUCUGUGUCAUUGCAAACUUUAUUGAAUGCAAAUGGUACUGCUGCUACAGUUCUUAACGUGAAAGAAUCUGUGUAUGCCGUUGUGCACAAUAUGAACCACCAACAAGAUGAAACUGAUCUCAACGACAGAUUGAAAUUCUUCUGGUAUGCACUUGAGAGAAUUUGCAAUGCGGCUGAUUUUGGUUCUAUACUGAAGCAUGGUAAAAAGAACCAGAAGAAAACCGCUUUAUCCAGUUUGUUCAAGACACUCGAGGAAUGUGGACUCUCAAAGCACAGGCCAAUGGGUCAUGAGUGGGGAAACGAGUUGGAUGCACCAAGCCCGUUGUUUUUGGAGCAGUCAUAUAACGUAACACAUUUGCUCCAACAAGUGACCACACAGAAAACAUGUGAAGAUGUUAGCAUUCAUUCUGCAAUAUUGGGCACAAAUAAUUGGAAGCUUGCAAAUCAGCAGUACUUCAGAUGCUUGUCAACGGUGCAGCAACUUCGACAAAUAUCCUUGAAAUUUAACAAAGAUCUAGGUUUAGAGGAGGUUAAUAGGGCUACAUCCUUUAUGAACCAUUUAUUGACCAUGCUAUGUGAACAAAGACAUGUUGCUUAUGAUCUAUUUGAGCAGCUGAACCAGUUCCGGCAUAUGAUCUUCUUGUUAGGUUCAGGAGGGAAGAGCGAAUCUCUAUCAUCAUGCCAAAAUGUACUGGUAAUUUCCAUGUGGCAGCAAAAGCAAUUUUUUGACAGUAUGCUAGCUAUGGUUACGGAUACCAACUUGUUGCUCAGAACCUUCAAAGGUUGUCAUCAUGCCGCUUGUGACAACUUUGAAGUAGAAAUUGCUGAGAUGUCUAUUCUUUUUGAGAAGUUCAUUACAAGAUUUUCUGCAUCCAAGGAUCUAUUAGACAAAUUCCUACUUGGAUCCAACAAUAUCGUUGCUGGUGCCCAUAAAAAUAUGCCUGUUGCUACAGUAGAGAUGGAGCAACUUGUUGCUGCGAAUGUCCAGCUUAUCAACACAUUUAGAGAGGAUAUGCAGGUCUUAUGCCGCCAAGAUGUUUCGAUGAGAUCUGUGAAGAAAGUUAUACUCUCUCGCUUCGAAGAGUUACUGGACAAGGGGAAGAUAGCAGCAGCGAGUUUCUCUAGAGAAGCUGUGUUCUCUGAUGAACAAAAGCCUGAAGAAUCAUAUACUGAAGCUUUUAAGGAAACUUUCACACUAGCUCUCAGUGUUGUAGAACAGCUCACUGGUCUUGGGGUAUCCACUGAUGGAACUAAAGAAUCAUCACUAGAAGGAAAUAUUACUUCCUGGAAAGAUAUUUUGCAUUCAUAUGUCAUGAAUCUUCAAAUGGACCAUGUCCGUGAUGCUGGUGAAAAACUUUCUGUUUUAGUGAGGAAGCUAGUAGACUAUAAACCUGAGAUGCGUUCUACAACAGAGGUGCAGUUAAUGCAUCUUCAUGUUUUGCUGGGUGUGAUCAUGUCAUCAGCUGAAGGCAUACUUUCUGAACUUCUGGAAGCUCAUAGAAGAACAUCUGAAAUGACUCAUGCACUUGGGGACCUUUUAAUUUAUCUAUGUGCGGAGGGGUUUGGUUGCACAGAAGAUACAGCUGAAGAUUCUUCAGAUGGACAAAAUGACGCAACAGUAACUGGAACUGGCAUGGGUGAGGGUGAAGGUCAAGAGAGUGCAAGCUCUAAAAUAGAUGAUAUAUCACAACUUGAGGGCACCAAUGAAAUGCAGGACACUCAGUGUAAGGCAGAUCAAACUCCUAAGGAUGAUGAUAAUGCGAUUGAAAUGGAAGGAGAUUUUGCUGCUGAAUUAGCUGAUGUUUCUGAGGAUGAAGGCAAUGACUCGGGCAGUGAGGACGAAGACAACUUGGAUAAGCAGAUGGGUGACACUGGUGAUGCAAGCGAAAUGGUUGGCAAGAAAUCUUGGGACAAGGACGAAGAUGAUGAUUCUAAAACAUCCGCUGAGAAGUAUGAGUCAGGUUCAUCAGCCAAGGGGACAGAUGAGAAUGAUAGGGAACUGCGAGCUAAGGACGACUCUUCCAUGGAGACAGAUAACAUGGAGACAGAUAAUAAUGAGCAAGGCAAGAAUAAUAAUAUGGAGGAUGAACGUAGUACUUGUGAGGAUACUGAUGAGAAUACUGAUGAUGUAAUGAACAAAGCUGAUGCAUAUGAUGAGCGAACAGGACCUGAACUCUCUGAACCAGACAAAGAUUCCGAGGAUGUCAACAUGGACGAAGCAGAACAAACCGAUGACAUGGAUGCUGACAUUCCCGACAAUGAAGAUAUCAACCCAGAAGAGGGGAAGCAAGAAGACGAGCCUGCAGUUGCCUCAGACAUCAUGGAGGAUGGUGAUGAAACACAUGAUGGUGAUAAUGUGGUCGAUAAUGAAGGGGAUCAUCUUGAAGAUGGAAAUGUGGAGUCAAAUAACAUGGAGAAUCAACAGUUGGACAAAAUUGAGUCACUUGCACACCCUUCACAAGGUAUACAACCCAACCAUGUGGAAACAGACUCUAACAGAGAGUCUGAAGCAAACUUGGCGAACAGCAUGGACAUGAGCAGUGCAGUUGCUCCUUCUGUUGAUUUUUCAAGCAAUGAAGUGCCUAGUCUGGAAAUUUCUAUACCCAACUCUGGUGAAGGUUCAAAAUUGUUGUCCAACUCCAAGCCAGAGCUGCCGACUGAUGCUCCACCAUCACACAUCAAGCAGACAAAUCCAUUCAGGAGCAUUGGAGAUGCAAUGGAGGACUGGAAAGAACGGGCAAAAGUCUCAGCCGAUACCCAGGAUCAUCAACCAGAAACCGAACAUCAUGUUGAUGAUGAGAGUGCUACUGAAUUUCGUUAUGUACCAGAGGGUGAACAGAGCACCUCUCAAGCACUGGGUGAUGCAACAGCUGACCAAACCAAUGAUGAGCUCCAAGUCAGGCAAUCUAACUUGGAAGAUGAAACCCAAGUCCAGAAAGUGGAACUACCUGAUGAGAGGAUACCUGGAGAUGAUAACCCUGAAAUAUCCCAUCUUCAAACUUCGCAAUCACGUGCCAACAAGUCCGAAAGUGCUUACAGAUCGGAAGUAACAGAUGCAUCCAUUCAGGAUAUGGUUCAAGGUGAAACAGAUGACACUUUUGGAGAUGUUGUCUCAUUCAAGCGACAUCCGGUAGAUGACAGGAUAGUUCAACUGGAUGACCUAAUCAGUGACAGGGAGAUGUCUGCUCAGAUGGAUCUGGACGUCACUAAUGAAGAAACACAAAGGACUAUUGUGGAUUGGAGAAAUCUUGAACUGUCUACCAUGAAGUUGUCCCAAGAACUGGCUGAGCAGUUGCGCCUUGUCAUGGAACCAACUCUCGCAAGCAAGCUUCAAGGAGAUUACAGAACUGGAAAGAGAAUAAACAUGAAGAAGGUUAUUCCAUAUAUUGCAAGCCAUUUCCGCAGGGACAAGAUAUGGUUACGACGAACUAAACCCAAUAAACGGAAUUACCAGGUGGUAAUUGCUGUGGAUGACUCACGAAGCAUGUCGGAGGGCAAGUGUGGAAAAGUUGCUAUUGAAGCAUUAGUUACAGUUUGCCUGGCCAUGUCGCAGCUUGAGGUUGGGCAGUUUGCGGUUGCAAGUUUCGGGAAAAGAGGGAAUGUUAAAGUGUUGCAUGAUUUUGAUCAGAUCUUCAAUGCAGAAGCUGGAGUCAAGAUGAUCUCUAGUCUGUCCUUUGACCAAGACAACAAAAUUGAUGAUCAACCAGUUGCUGAUCUCUUGAUGCAUCUGAAUACAAUGCUUGAUGCGGCUGUGGCAAGGUCUCGCACGCCAUCCGGGCAAAACCCACUUCAGCAACUCAUACUUGUAAUAUCCGAUGGCAAGUUCCAUGAAAAGGAAAAUUUAAGGCGCUGUAUCAGGAACGUUCUAAACAGAAGGAGAAUGAUUGCAUAUGUACUCCUAGACAGUCAUGAGGAAUCUAUUAUGGAGACACUGGAAGUGUGCUACAAAGGAGCCGAAGUAAUCCUGGGAAAAUACAUGGACUCAUUUCCGUUCCCCUACUAUGUUACGCUGAAGAACAUUGAAGCGCUUCCUCGCACAUUGGCUGAUUUGCUUAGACAGUGGUUUGAGCUGAUGCAGAGCGCGAAUGAAUGAUCUUUGGAGACGUCAGCUUGUCAAAUUGCUCUAGUGGUCCAAAUCCCCAGUUCUUUGUACUAAAUAUACCACAUUUUGUUAGCUUGUUCUACUUUUUAGUUUUUACACUUGGGACAAAUUCAUGUAAUAACCUACAUAUUUUUGGUGCUACUUUUUUUAAUGUGGAAAUACCACUGUUUCCAAAUAUACUGUUUCUGUGUAUCUGCUUUUUGAAACAAGGAAAAAAACUUUGCCUUA